Molecule: messenger RNA, 4855 nt
Organism: Conger conger (European conger)
Lineage: Eukaryota; Metazoa; Chordata; Actinopteri; Anguilliformes; Congridae
Gene: npepps
Product: aminopeptidase puromycin sensitive
Exons: 23
Coding region: 354-3005 (883 amino acids)
Biological process (GO): peptide catabolic process; proteolysis
Cellular component (GO): cytoplasm
Molecular function (GO): zinc ion binding; peptide binding; metalloaminopeptidase activity
Source: RefSeq, a predicted model, not a curated record
AGCUUACUUGGCCCUGGUUAGCUCCUAUGAACUGAGAAUUCUCUGGCUAGCUCACUGUGGGCUAACGAAGGCGUGCUUUCCUGUCGAGUUAAAUAUGCAUGUCUACGGAAGGAGGAGAGGUAGCUAGGCUAGCUAGCUGUAGUUCUUUGGAUUUUAUGUUGCAUGACUUUGGUCGUAGAUUUCGUCUAACAUUCUAGAUUUAAUCCCGUGAAGUUUUGCUCUCGAAGCUUCAUUUGAUUAACUUUUGAGAACAGCUAACUGAAAUAGCUAGCUAGCUAGCUAGUAUAGCUACCGUCCAUAUUUAGCCACAUAGCACCGUAUUCGUAAGCGCUGCCAGUCAACAUUCAGAGACCAUGCCUGAGAGAAGGCCCUUUUUCCGGCUGCCCACGGACGUCUACCCCGUUAACUACGGGUUGUGUUUGAAGCCGGACCUCAUCGACUUCACAUUUGAGGGCAAGCUGGAGGCCGCUGUGGAGGUUGUACAGUCUACAAGUCAGAUUGUGAUGAACUGUGCUGACAUCGAUAUCAUUACAGCAUCUUUUGCCCCAGAGGGUGGGGAAGAAAUAAACGCAACAGGAUUCAACUAUCAGAAUGAAGAUGAAAAAGUAACGUUGUCUUUCCCUAGUGCACUUCAGAAAGGUUCUGGUUUGUUGAAGAUUGACUUUGUUGGAGAGCUGAAUGACAAAAUGAAAGGCUUCUACAGAAGUAAAUAUGCAACUCCUUCAGGAGAAAUCCGCUUUGCUGCUGUCACACAGUUUGAGGCUACUGAUGCUCGUCGGGCCUUCCCUUGCUGGGAUGAACCAGCCAUCAAAGCCACCUUUGACAUUACCCUCAUUGUUCCAAAGGACCGUGUGGCCUUGUCAAAUAUGAAUGUCAUUGAUCGGAAGCCAUAUCCAGAGGACAACAGCCUUAUAGAGGUGAAAUUUGCUACCACACCCAUCAUGUCCACAUACCUUGUUGCGUUUGUCAUUGGCGAGUAUGAUUUUGUGGAAAGCCAGUCAUCAGAUGGUGUGAGAGUACGGGUCUACACCCCCACCGGGAAGGCAGAACAAGGGAAAUUUGCAUUGGAGGUUGCAACAAAGACUUUACCUUUCUACAAAGACUACUUCAAUGUUCCGUAUCCAUUGCCUAAAAUUGAUCUUAUAGCUAUUGCGGAUUUUGCUGCCGGGGCCAUGGAAAACUGGGGCCUUGUAACAUAUAGGGAGACAGCCCUGCUCAUUGACCCCAAAAACUCCUGUUCUUCCUCUCGUCAGUGGGUGGCACUAGUGGUGGGCCACGAACUAGCCCACCAGUGGUUUGGCAAUCUCGUAACAAUGGAGUGGUGGACUCAUCUGUGGCUGAACGAGGGCUUCGCAUCCUGGAUUGAGUAUCUGUGUGUGGACUACUGCUUCCCCGAGUAUGAUAUCUGGACACAGUUUGUGUCUGCCGACUACACCCGAGCACUGGACCUGGAUGCACUGGACAAUAGCCACCCCAUAGAGGUGAAUGUGGGGCACCCAUCAGAAGUGGAUGAAAUCUUUGAUGCCAUAUCAUAUAGCAAAGGAGCAUCUGUGAUUCGUAUGCUGCACAACUACAUAGGAGAUGAGGAUUUUAGGAAAGGAAUGAACUCUUACCUAAUGAAGUUUCAACAUAAAAAUGCAUCAACUGAAGAUCUGUGGGACUGUCUGGAACAGGCCAGUGGGAAGCCUAUUGCUGCUGUAAUGAGCUCCUGGACAAGGCAGAUGGGCUUUCCAAUCAUUGUUGUGGAUCAAGAACAGCAUGGAGAGGAUCGUGAGAUAAAAAUCUCUCAGAAGAAGUUCUGUGCCAGUGGACCUCACAAUGGUGAUGACUGCCCCAACUGGAUGGUUCCCAUCAGCAUCUGCACAAGCGAAGACCCAAGCUGUUCGAAGCUCAGUCUACUGCUGGACAUGUCUGAAACCUCUGUCGUCAUCAGCAAUAUUGGCCCUGACCAGUGGGUCAAGAUCAACCCAGGUACAGUGGGCUUCUACCGAAUUCAGUACAGCUCCAGCAUGCUGGAGAGCUUGUUGCCGGGGAUUCGGGACCUAACCUUACAGCCUGUUGACCGUUUAGGACUGCAGAAUGACCUCUUUUCUCUGUCCCGUGCAGGCAUGAUCAGCACGGUUGAGGUGCUGAAAUUGAUGGAGGCCUUUGUCAGUGAACCAAACUACACUGUGUGGAGCGACCUGAGCUGCAACCUAGGGGUGCUGUCCUCAUUGCUGUCUCACACCGAAUUCCAUGAGGAGAUUCAGGAGUUCAUAUGUGAACUUUUCACACCCAUUGGCCAGAGGCUGGGUUGGGACAGUAAAGAAGGAGAAGGCCAUUUGGAUGCCCUGCUCAGAGGCCUUGUCUUAGGGAAGCUUGGUAAGGCUGGUCACAAGCCCACGCUGGAGGAAGCACGAAGACGAUUCAAAGAUCAUGUGGAUGGCAGCCAGAUUCUCUCUGCAGAUCUCAGGAGUCCAGUUUAUUUAACUGUGCUGAAACAUGGAGAUAGUGCAACGUUGGAAACAAUGUUGAAGCUUCACAAGCAGGCUGACAUGCAAGAGGAGAAGAAUCGAAUUGAGAGAGUUCUAGGAGCCAUCUCUGCCCCCGACCUUAUCCAAAAAGUCCUCACUUUCGCACUUUCGGAGGAGGUGCGGCCCCAAGACACUGUAUCAGUGAUUGGAGGUGUGGCUGGGAGCAGUAAGCAAGGCCGCAAAGCAGCAUGGAAGUUUGUCAAAGACAACUGGGAGGAGUUGCAUAACCGCUAUCAGGGAGGAUUCCUGAUCUCACGACUUAUAAAGCUUUCUGUUGAUGGAUUUGCUGUGGACAAGAUGGCGGCCGAAGUGAAGAGUUUCUUUGAUACCCAUCAUGCACCAGCAGCAGAGCGUACUGUUCAGCAAUGCUGCGAGAACAUCCUCCUGAAUGCUGCCUGGCUGAAACGUGAUGGUGAUGACAUACAUCACUACCUACUGCAGCGCAAGGCACCUCCCAGCACUCCUUGCGAUGGAACCCCACCCCCCAACUAAACACUCGCUCGCGCGCACACACACACACACACACACACACACCACACACGGUCCUGCAGUACAAACCAGGCUUUUUUUAAAUAAGGAAAUUAUACAAAAUUAAUAAAGAAUUAAAGUCUGUUUGUAAAAGGAAGUUUCCCUCAUUCUACCCAUUAUAUGAUUAAACUCAUGUAAGUGUAUGUAUGUAAAAUGUAAGAUUUGACCACAAAGCCAAACUUGAUUAUUUGUGUUGAUGGCACCUUUUGUGUACAUGGGCAGCAGCCCAGAGAUACUUUCCCUUCUCUUGUUAUGUCUCCUUAGUUAUUUCAUUAUUUCAUAGGCUGUUUCAUUUUAUUUUCCAUUCAGAUAGCACUCAGACAGUAUGCCCAACUACAAGUAUUGAGCUAGCUUGCAACAUUUUACUGUGUAUGAGUAAGAAGAGUUUGAAAUUAAGGGGGAUACUAAUGCAUUUAGGCAGCAGUAUCAAGCACAAGCAGUUUCAUAGAUGGUUAGUAGGCACUAGGUCGGGGUUGCUUUUGGUCUGUUUACACAAUUCAAUGUGUGUGUGUUUGUAUACAAUAUACAAAUAUACAGUGUGUGUUUACAAUAUGUGUGAAUACACAUGAAUGCACAUAUGCCCGUCUACACAUACAUAAAUUCACAUGUAUGCACGUGCCUUUCCACUGUAUACAUGAAUACAUGAUUUUUCAUGAAUUAGGCAAGAAGUGUACAUGAGAUCCGCUUCCUUCUCCCCCCAUCAAAUCCCUUACAGAUUCUCUCGAAUAAAAAGGAUAUAUGUGACACGUUCUAUCAUAAUCAGUUGUAAAUCAGUGUUUAUGUAAACAUAAAGGCAUCUGUGUUUUGUAGAACAAUAUCAUGGCUUUCAUAAUCUGCACGUCUUGAUGCCAAAUUCAGAGUGAAAGUAAGCUUUUAAAUGCAAGAUGUCAAAGUGAAACACCGGAGUUGUUCAUUGUUUGGAGGCUAACUUAGCCUGCUUGUCACUGUUCACCUGUCUCAAACAACCGUAUCAGCUGUGUUUGCUUUCAUGGUCUGUUUGUCUAAAUUUCACGAAUAAAUGCUCAGAGUAAAAAUAUAGUUUAAAGGGUUUAUACAAAAGAUGACAAGUUAUAGUCCCAGAGUUAUGUUAGCCGAGAGUCUCCCAGCCACCUGUAAUUCUCGCAACAAAACUUUUUUCUUAAAAACAUGGUUCGGUGGCACUCAAAAUGAAACGGGACACAACUCCCUUCAUAUCUGGAGUAGAGAGAUAACUUUGCUAUCGCUAGAAAGCUUACAUUCUCCUCUUCCGAUUUCUUUAUAAAACUCAUUAUGUUUUGGAAUCAGUACAGCUGAUUUUGAUAGUGCAGGUCACAUAAUACAGAAAACUAUAAAAAGCUUAUUUGAAUAUUCAUAUACGUAUCUGCCUGAUAAAUUUGAUUUGAAUAUAUUUGCGAUUCAGUGAUUAAGUUUAUAUUUGGAUUGGGAGAAAACUGGGCCUUUUGAUUUUGCAGGUAAUUCUUAAAUGAAUUUUAGUAAAAAUGUUAAGUUAAAAUAAAAGGGCUUCUUGGAGUUUUACCACAAUAAUGAGUAUUUAGACAGCUGUUGUACUCAGAAGCCUUAAAUUGGUUUGCAUAAAUUAUUACACUGUGAAGUGGUGAUGGUUAUUACACUGAGAAUUUAAACAAUGUUAUACUAACAUUACAAAUCUUCAUAUAGGCUUAUUAAAUGAGUAUAUUUAAAUGUGGCUUUAACUUUAUUUUAACUUGUAGCUUUGAUCCAUACUGGAGAAGGUCAUUAAACUGUCGAAUUGCAUCCCUGAAACAUGCUGUGGUGUUCAAACAAAUAAAAACAAGAUCUGAGAGUCUGAAACUAAA